ACAUGGCGGCCCCCAGGGCCGCGAUAUCUUCCAAAAAGAUUUGUUGUAGAUAUCGAGUGUUCUUUUACUUUUGUUUCAUCGCACUUGGUCUACAAUUUUUUAUUGGGUUCAACUUCUAUAGAUUCCAAAGUCACAUCGUUGACAAAACAAACACUGUAAGAGUAAAUCCUGAAGAAUAUAAACAUUCUAAUGUAGCCCCUGUUUUGGCAGUUUUGAAUGGAAUUAAGAAAGUGCAAGAUCAACUGAAUAUCAAAGAGAGAAAUCAUAGUUCUUCCCAAAGUGUUUCUUGUUCAAAUGUAUCAAAAGAAGCCCAGUCGGCCAUUAAAAGAGCUAAAACUGAAAAUUGUAAGAAGGAAAUUGUUAAAAUCUCAUGUUUGAAUGAUGCCAAGAAGUUAUACCCACAGAAGCUAUCCAACCUAUGUCAAUCUCAAGGAAAUCAUACUGCUGGAUCAUACAUCGGUUGCUAUAAGGAUAGCCAGACAGAGCGUGACUUGUCCAAUGUGGGAACAAAGUUCAACUCUGACAAUUCACCUCAAAAAUGUUUAGAAUACUGCACAACUGGAGGGUACCAGUAUGCUGGUCUUCAGUACAAGGUUGAAUGUUGGUGUGGGAAUACGUAUAACAAAUAUGGUGACCUGCCUGAGACUUCGUGUCAGACAUCGUGUCCAGGGAACCAAACAGAAACAUGUGGGGGUUAUAACGCCCAGCGGAUAUUUGCUACUGGACUGACAAAGAAGACCCCUGUGCCUGCAACCCUGGUUACAAAUGAAGCUGCUGUAUCGGACCAGACCCCUGUGCGUAUCGCAUUUGUUCUCACCGUUAAUGGACGAGCGGUACGACAGGUGCUCCGACUCAUCAACAUUCUGUAUCGCCCACAACAUUACUACUUUAUUCAUGUGGACAAUAGAUCUGAGUACAUGUUCCAAGAGUUAUUGCCCCUUGAGAAGCUGUUACCAAAUGUUCAUCUGACAAGAUCAAGGUUUGCCACAAUCUGGGGUGGGGCCAGUCUGCUGCAAGCCCACCUGACAUUUAUACGGGAACUUCUGGAUAUGGGUGACUGGGCGUGGGAUUAUUAUAUCAACCUUAGCGAGUCAGACUAUCCUAUCAAGAGGGUGGAGCAGUUGUCAUGGUUUCUGACAAAGUACAAGGGAAACAAUUUCCUGAAAUCCCAUGGAAGAGAAACACAUCUGUUUAUGAAGAAACAGGGUUACUUGUACCUGUUUCACGAGUGUGACAAUCACCUGUGGCGGAUAGGCCAGAGUCCAGUGCCUGCGGGAAUUCGUGUCGAUGGCGGCAGUGAUUGGGUCGGUCUGCAUCGAGAAUUCUGCGAAUAUGCUGUAUCUUCCAGUGACAGGCUUGUUAUAGGACUGAAGGAGUUCUAUAGAUACUGCUUGCUGCCUGUAGAGUCAUUUUUCCAUACACUCCUACUGAACAGCGAAUACUGUGAACGUAUAGUUGACAAUAACCUCCAUCUGACCAACUGGAAACGCAAACAAGGAUGCAAGUGCCAACACAAGAACCAGGUCGACUGGUGUGGAUGUUCCCCUAACGUAUUCAAGUCUGAUGAUCUACAAAGAUUAAUGAGCUACAAAUUAAAGCCAGUGUUUUUUGCGAGGAAGUUUGAACCCGUUAUAAAUAUGGACAUCAUCAACAGCCUUGAUGCCCUGCUAGGAAUGGACAUUUCUGAAUUACCGGCACUUAUCCAUUAUUGGCACAAUGAUUAUCACUACCUGGACCCGCCAAAUGCCCGAACAGACACAUGGAUGUCAUUUAUGUCCUCGUUAGUCCGGCGUGCAAGAGGAAUCUUAGCACAUGCACGAUCCACAUGCACUUCAUCACAUGUCGUCAUCCUGGAAUCUCACAUUCUCAAUGUUGCAGACAGCUUUUACAGAUACCUGAUAAAGUUCAACACCAGCCUGCCUGGGCUUGCUGAGCCUGUUUCCGUUGAGUCCCAGUUCAGUUAUCGGCAACAUUACCUAGUGUUGGACCCACUUGGGCCCAUAGGCCGGCUUAUUACUCUUGAGGUUGGUUCCGAUUUUGAUCCCAAAGAACAGAUAUUCAGAAACUAUCCGAAGUUCCUUGGUCCAGAGAGUGAUGUCCGGUUACGGCAUGUAUGGCGUUACGGCUCUGACUUCAUCAUUGGGGUCGCGUGGGUCGACCCAACUGGAGAGGUAGCGUCAUACCAAGAUGUCACUGUGGGGAAAGAAUCCCUUAUCGAUGCUCAAAAUCCAAAGCUAAAAUCUCCACUUAGACCUGGAGUUUGGAAAGUGAAAAUUCUGUAUAGGUUAAAAGUUUGUGCUGAAGUGCAAUUUCUCAUUUUACCAUUUUCAAUAUAUAAAGGCAAACCACUGACUCGAGAGUUGGUGUCCCAAUUACAUAAUGGGCCACCUGAAGGCAAAUAUGGUUUAAAUAAUUAUAGUGAUAUAAGCGAAACAUUAGGUCUUAAUAGCUCCAAAGCAAUUCAAAGAUUAUCUGUGAUAAAUGGUCAGCGAGUAGGAAAUGACUUGGAGGCUUGGAUUGACCAGUUGACCAUGGAGUUCUGGUCAGUACAGGAUGCGUGUGCAACGGUCAGUGUAGACAACAUAUGUGCACCGAUGGAAAAGUGUAAAGACAUGGCUUGGAGUUCGUUCUCCCCGGACCCAAAGUCAGAUAUUUCUCCUAAACAUUUUAGUUACUGGAAAAAUACUGUAGACACUAAGAUCUGAACAUUUUACAUUUAUGUUAAAGAGUCCUAGUAGAGUAGCUUGGAGUUCUUUUAUUUUUCUCAUUCAGUUUUGGGUUAUUUUCAUUUAGAACUUUAACAUAGUACUAAAAAUCUUAGCAUUAAUUAAAUAUUAGGCCAUAGAAAGUCAUUUUUAGAUGCUGAUGAUUAUUUGAAAGCAAUAAGAUGUUUUUUAUACAAAGAUCAUGCAGUGCAUUUGAUAUUCAGUGCGGUUUUCUGGAUUUUUUAUCCCUUUUCAUGAAUGCUGAAUUAUUGUCAAAUUCAAAAGUUAAGGUGAGCAAUUCGGAGAGUUGGUGGGGGUAUGAGAUUCUGAAUUUCUCUGGCUUUAUCAACAAAUUCAGUAUCCCUAUUGUGCCAAAUUGCAGUUGAAACCAAAUGUUAACUACGCACAACACAAUUUUAUUGUAAGAAUGAAGAAUGUAAUGUUAAUGAAUAUCUACACAAAUUAAUUCAGUCUACACUGAUUCCUUUUUUUUCCACACCUUGAAUAGUGUAGUUUAAUUUUGUUAAUUUAUUUAUUAACUUUGUGCCAAAAAAAUGUUAGUGUUUGUGUUGAAUAUGUAUUCCAAUAUAUGUUUGUAUUUUGUAUAGCGCAUAUUUAGUGAAAACAUGAUUAGAUGUGUAAGUUGUAUAGGCAAAUUUCAGUUGACAUGUAAAUUGAUAUAAACUUGACCUGUUAGUGCAUACCUUCAACUAACAGGUAUAUAGUUACUAAUUCAACCUGUAAGGGCAAAACUUCCGCUAACAGACAUAUAGUUUCAACUUAACAUAUUAGGGCAAAACUUCUGCUAACAGGUGUAUAGUUUCAACUGAACCAGUUACUGCAAAACUUCGCUAACAGAUUUAUUGUUUCAACUCAACCUGUUGGUUCAAAACUUUCGCUAGCAGAUAUAUUGUUUCAACUCAACCUGUUAGUUCAAAACUUGCGCUAUUCUAACAGGUAUAUUGUUUAAAUUAUGACCUACUUGACCUGUAAGUAUUUUAGUGGAGCACCACAUUAAACAAAUCUAGUGUUUUAUGAUUUAAGUAGGGGAAACCAUGAGUAACCAAGUCAUCUACAUUUCUCUGUAAGAAACAAAGACCGUGCAAUUAAAAUCUAGCAUUACUGAUGUUAAAUAUUCCGUGGAAUUAAAAAAAACAGUACUGUCGAUGUUCAUUAUUCAGUAUUUUGUUUUGCUGUGUGUACAUUUAGCCAUGAUGUCCUUUUGACAUAAUUUUUGAGAAUAAAAAUUAUUUGUAAAAAAGAAAAUAUCUGGAAAAAAAACUUGUGUUAUACUUAUAUGUAUUUUCAUCAUAACCGGCAUUCUGUGAUGCAACAUCAUGUGAUCGCUUUCAGUUUAAUUAUUCAAAAUGUAUACCACCUGCUUAUAUGAAUGUAUUUAUUUCACUGAGACGUCUCAGUUGUUUUCAAUGAGUGCACAAACCAAAUAUUGGAAAUUGGUCACUAAUUGAAAUGUGUUAUAUAAAACUUACUGCAUCAGAAUUGAACUAUUUAACAUUGUUUUUCAAAAAUAAACCAUAUAACCUCUUGGAAUUACAAAUUUGCAAAAAGUGAUCAUAAAUACAAUUGCUGACAAGAGCGUCGGACCCUUCAUCCUGAUAUUGUCAGCAUUGCUUCCAGAAAUGUUACUUACCAGUUAUUGACUUAUGGAAUUGAACAAAAAUAGGAAAAUGUUUAUCCAUAGGCUUCCAAAUUGGCUUUGUUGCUGUAUUUGUUGCUGUAUUUGCUACAUGCAUGUAUACACAGGUGCUUUUUUAAAGUUAUUUUUUGUAACAUUUAUUAGCAGCAUAAUGGUAGUAUCAAUAAAGUGUCAUUUUUGAGUUCUAUACUAAUGUACUUUGGUAUUUUAUUUGAUUAAAAAAUGAACCUCUGUAAA
Molecule: messenger RNA, 4599 nt
Organism: Mya arenaria
Lineage: Eukaryota; Metazoa; Mollusca; Bivalvia; Myida; Myidae
Product: xylosyltransferase oxt-like
Exons: 13
Coding region: 3-2705 (900 amino acids)
Biological process (GO): chondroitin sulfate proteoglycan biosynthetic process; heparan sulfate proteoglycan biosynthetic process
Cellular component (GO): membrane
Molecular function (GO): protein xylosyltransferase activity
Source: RefSeq, a predicted model, not a curated record